AUGCCUGAACCUUCGUGCUUAACCCCAAUCAAACAUCUAUGUGUAUUCAGUAUUGCCUGUUACUUUACAGUUCUACUUCUAUCCCGUAACCGACCCAGCAUUUACGUUUACAAAUUUAAUGUUGUUUCGGUGAAAAACACAUCCACUUCGUUGACAAACACCGCAGUCUAUGUGGAACUGAAAAUCCAGAAUGAGAACUCCUGGACAGGCGUUUACUACGAGGAUCCUCUAAAUCUCACCAUCACUUAUUUGCAAUCAACCAUAUCAACAGGCAGCGAUGUUAUCAUCGGCCGAUGUGCCAUUAAUGGGUUUUAUCAAAGGAAUGGAGAGGUUAGCCAUAUCCAAGCAUCUGUGGUGAUUCAAGACUUGUUUUCAACGAGUGAACACCGAAGGAGACUGGGUGAGACGAAUGUUUCCCUGUAUGGUCCAGCAAAAGCGGUUGAUUUCGUUGUAGAUUUGGAGGCCGACAUAAAGUUCAGGUCGAUUGAGAACCAAAAGUCUCAUCUGGCGAUGCGAUCUGUUGUGGAAGUUAACGACAACACUUGGAUGUCUGCUCUACGGACCAUUCAAAUGAAAUAUUCUUCUGGAUCGGAUAAGUGGGGAGUUUGGCGAUGGAUAGUUGUAGUGCCUUUGCUUAUUUUGUUACAUGUUGUUUUAAGUCUCGCUUGGAUGUUAACUUUCAAUCUUUUGGAAUUUUUUCUUUUUUUGUAA
Messenger RNA from Lactuca saligna, 711 nucleotides. The record is from the annotation of a GenBank genome assembly. Lineage: Eukaryota; Viridiplantae; Streptophyta; Magnoliopsida; Asterales; Asteraceae.